ACAUCCUGCUCAGGGCAAAGCCUACGCUGAGGGAUUUUGGGCGAGACAGCUUUACUCAGAGGAGCAAGGAUACCAGCAGGGGAGAGGAAUGGAGCGCCUGGCCUCCUUCAGCAAUGACCCCUUUGAUAAGCCCCCGUGCCGAGGCUGCUCUUCGUACCUCACAGAGCCCUACGUGAAGUGUGCGGAGUGCGGGCCUCCUCCCUUCCUCCUCUGUUUGCAGUGUUUCACGCGAGGAUUUGAAUACAAGAAACAUCAAAGUGAUCAUACUUAUGAGAUAAUGACUUCAGAUUUCCCUGUCUUGGAUCCUAACUGGACAGCUCAAGAGGAAAUGGCACUGCUAGAAGCUGUGAUGGACUGUGGAUUUGGAAACUGGCAGGACGUAGCCAACCAGAUGUGUACAAAAUCCAAGGAGGAGUGUGAGAAACAUUAUAUGAAACACUUUAUCAACAACCCCUUGUUUGCAUCUACGUUACUGAACCUGAAGCAGGUGGAGGAGGCACAGCACAGCGAAACGGCCAUCCCAUUCCACCCUGCUGAUGACCCCCCACGGCCUACUUUUGAUUCCUUGCUCUCCAGAGAUAUGGCUGGGUAUAUGCCAGCAAGAGCUGACUUCGUUGAGGAGUUUGACAACUAUGCUGAGUGGGAUUUAAGGGAUAUUGAUUUUGUAGAAGAUGAUUCAGACAUUCUGCACGCUCUGAAGAUUGCAGUAGUAGAUAUCUAUCAUUCCAGGUUAAAGGAAAGACAGAGAAGAAAAAAAAUUAUAAGAGAUCAUGGCCUAAUCAACCUCAGAAAAUUUCAGAUUUUGGAGAGACGAUAUCCAAAGGAGGUUCAAGACCUUUAUGAAACAAUGCGACGAUUUGCACGAAUUCUUGGACCAGUAGAGCAUGAUAAGUUCAUUGAAAGCCAUGCAUUGGAGUUUGAGCUGCGAAGGGAAAUAAAACGACUGCAGGAAUACAGAGCAGCAGGAAUCACCAAUUUCUGUAGUGCGAGAACAUACGAUCACCUGAAGAAGACAAGAGAUGAGGAACGCCUGAAGCGCACGAUGCUGUCAGAAGUCCUGCAGUACAUCCAGGACAGCAGCGCCUGCCAGCAGUGGCUCAGUCGACAAGCCGAUAUUGAUUCUGGCCUGACUCCUGCAGUACCAGUUCCUUCAAAUUCAGGUAGACGGAGCGCCCCACCACUGAACCUCACGGGUCUGCCAGGGACAGAGAAACUCAAUGAGAAGGAGAAGGAGCUCUGUCAGAUGGUGAGGUUAGUCCCUGGAGCCUAUUUAGAAUAUAAAGCUGCUUUAGUGAACGAGUGUAACAAACAAGGAGGCCUGAGACUUGCACAAGCUAGAGCGCUCAUCAAGAUCGAUGUGAACAAGACCAGGAAAAUCUAUGACUUCCUUAUCAGAGAAGGGUACAUCACGAAAGCCUGAGGACAGGCAGAAGCGCUUUGGAUGGAGCAGACAGACGUGGAGAAGGUUUGAAGUCACUUGGACAGUGCUGAAACAUUUUAACUGUGUUGAAUGAAGGAUGUUUCCCAUUGUUUGAAAUCUUUAGGAGCUUCUUUUUAAAAAAAGAAGUAGGAAGCUUUGUUAAAUGGUGUGAAUACUGACAUUUCCUUGUCUGGUUUCCUUUUAAUUCUGCUGUUUAACACUGCUGUUGUCAGAAUUACACCGCCACGUAGCACUGGAAAGGAUUGUCUGUUUUAUAAGUUAAUCUUAAAUGUGAAUGGACAUUCAUUUCUAACACCUCUUGUAACUAAAAAGAGAAUCACGGCGCUUUUACUCGGACAGUGGCGUGGAAUAAGGACAGAAGGGCAGCACAUACGGAGUCACGCUUUUACUUUGUGUGAGUACGGGGUAUAGAAAUGGGGUCCCCUCCCUUCUUGUACUCCUUCCUAAAACGGCGUCAGCUUCCAAAGGAGAUAGCACAUGCCAGAGGGUGUAAGAAUAGAGCUUGCAGUAGUCCGGUCUUUUUAACUUAAUUAUGAUAAAGGAUGGGAAAGGACAUUCCAGGGAAGCUCCUCAGCAGUUGUUACUUUUAUGUGAUACUAGCACAUAUCACAGCGUGAGAGCGCUCUACAAACCAAUAAGCUUCAUCUGCUCCCUCCUUGAUCUGCGACUGCCAAGUUCUAUAUAAUCCUUCACUUUAAGUCCUCUGAUGUGGUUGCCCCAGCUCAUUGGAAAGGCUGGAUGUUACAAGCUGAGCAGAGCAGCCUGCAGAACAUAAAUAAAAAGCCACUCCAUA
This is a messenger RNA of Oxyura jamaicensis (ruddy duck), 2234 nucleotides long. RefSeq names its product transcriptional adaptor 2A (gene TADA2A). Gene Ontology annotation, molecular function: zinc ion binding; chromatin binding; protein binding. Lineage: Eukaryota; Metazoa; Chordata; Aves; Anseriformes; Anatidae. The coding region runs from base 89 to 1420 and encodes 443 amino acids. The transcript has 15 exons. The record is from RefSeq and is a predicted model, not a curated record. Gene Ontology annotation, cellular component: SAGA-type complex; nucleus. Gene Ontology annotation, biological process: chromatin remodeling; regulation of transcription by RNA polymerase II.